This is a messenger RNA of Sycon ciliatum, 3897 nucleotides long. RefSeq lists its product as uncharacterized. The transcript is spliced from 22 exons. The record is from RefSeq and is a predicted model, not a curated record. NCBI's taxonomy places the organism in Eukaryota, Metazoa, Porifera, Calcarea, Leucosolenida, Sycettidae. The coding region runs from base 349 to 3402 and encodes 1017 amino acids.
AGGGCUAGGUCUUCUACCGUUUGCAGACUCAUGACACCAAACACACGUGGCACAGCGAAACUGAUCAUGUGCGACUGUUAGUGUUGUAAAUGGGUGUGCUAGACGACGUCUAGUCUGCGAUAUCACAUCGUUUCACAGCGAGUGAGGAGAUCCGAGAAGCUAGUUCCCUGAAGGGAAGAGUGAAGUCGAGUAACGGGUAGCACCUCAGAGGGGAAAGAGUGCUGAAGGGCAAUCCUUGUGAACGAGGAAGUAAUUAUACUUUAUAGUUGUGGGUGGCUUCGGCGCCAAUCUUGCAGCAGCGUGCACGUGGUAGAGAAAACAUAGCACUGUCUUGAUCGACAGGAAUCAAUGGAGAUUGAACAAAAGCAAAGGAGGAAUUCAGCAGGCAGAGCCCAACCCAGUCUGAGAGGUACCAGGUACUUGCUCGCCUUUCUGUUUUUUGCUGGCACACUAUGCUGGGUACCGGACGCGGAAGGCCGCAAGGCUGCCGGCACCUGGCUUAGCCAGAAGGAGGUGGACAAGCGCGUAAAAGAGACGGACUUUCGCGUGGCUAUCGUCAUGUACGCAGCUGGUGACAGGGAGGAGGAAGAACAUGGCGAUAUUCAGUCCACGUUUGAAGAAGCAAGUCACUCUCUCAGUCGAUUUGCCAUUAAAAGUUACAAGGUCAACUGCAAAAAGAACACGAAGGCGACGCAGUGUCAGGCAGACAGUGGGGACUUUCCCCUCAUUGUUGCAUACAGCGGCGGGACCAGUCAAACGCGAUUGUCAGAAGAUGUGGUCAGUAAGAGCGUGUCACUGGUUGCAGCCGGCUUACAGUCCAUGCUACUCAACUUCAAGAUGGGUAGUGGCAACUUGCUGCAAUAUGUCUCAACCCGGAGCCAGUUUGACAAUGUCAAGAGCAAACGCGACAAAGUGGCUGUGUUUGCCACAGGUGAUUACCAUGGAGAAGGCCAUCAGGCAUUCCUGGAAGCUGCCUACUACUUCCUCAGCAGUCGUCACGGCUACAAGAUGACGCUGGUGGUGACAGACAACAUGGACCUGUGCCAGGGUGAUGCACAGGUGUCAACAAGAGCGGUGAAUGCUCUUUGGGCAUCUCACCUCAAUGGGGAGCAUCUUCCGAGAAUUGUGAAUGGAUACUAUGGGCAAUGGGAGCCGCAAGGCAUGCUGUCAUUCUUCUUCGGCUCCAUCCUCGCAAAUGUUGUCGAAGGAGACGAAGUCGUAGAUGAUGAGAUGCUACUGCGCGAGCUGACUGUGCACAAUGACUUUGGUCUAACUCUGGCCAUACUGCCAUGCAAUUCUAAACAAUAUAGCACUGCCUUGCGCGUGCUCUUCACCGACAUGAACAAGAAGUUUCAAGGCAGCAUCGCAGGAAUCUAUGUGAAUCUACGAAGAAAGAAUGCGGUUUCCCAGUUUCCUGAGGUCGAGGCGCUGGUUGAAGAGAGCAGGCGUGACGAGAGUCUGCGCAAACCGCUGAUCAUCCUGCGACCCGGUGCAAAGGAUGGCAAGAGGCCUGAUCCAGUGGCUGUGUUCAACAUGACCUACGAAAGCGUGGAGACAGCAUACAGGAGUAUUCUUCCGACACCCCCAACUCCACCAAGGACCAUCAAGAAGCCCAAAGCAAAGAAGAAGAAGAAGAAGGCUGCACCCAAAGCCAAACCAUUGCCAGACAAAGCAGAGAAAGUCCAGGAGAAAGUAGCAGACAUACCUGAGAAAGUCUCCACAAAGGACACUGAACAGGAAAGAUAUCCACCACUGCCGGACAAGCCGAAAACUGCCGAGCGAAAGAAGGAAAACUUGGACACCGAAGGAAAGCCGGACGGUCCCAAUGCCAAGAUGGAGACUUCAAAGAGUCCAGAGAGGGAACGUAUCAAUAAAGCCAAAGUGGAUGAUCGGGACAGUGAGAAGGCGCCGGAGUGGGACGAUGAUAUGAUGACUUGGAAUAAGGAGGAGGAGGAGGAUUCGGCUGAGACUACAUUCAUUGGCAACAGUGACGACGUGGCAUACCUCUCAGAGCGGAUCAAUCGUUUUGAGCAGCUAUUGCGGAUUCGACCUACGGCAAGCCUUCCACUGCUGAGGGCGGGCGAGAUGGCCAGGCUGCAUGAGAUUGCACCGCUGGUAGUAGUGCUCUACUACACGCCAUACACGUCACCAUCACGUGUGUUUAGGGUCGUCAUGUCCGAUGUUGCAGGGGAAUUCAAAGGCAGAGAAGCCGAGGUGGCAUUCCGAGCCAUCAACUGUGCUCAAUUGGUCGACGUCUGCAACCGGCAAGACGUCAGACACACGCCGUCCAUUGCAUUUGUAACCCAGCAGAAGGGGUCAAAGGCCGCAAAGCAUGUCAAGUACAGAGACUACUUGGACUACGGAACAGUCUUCAAGACCAUAAACCUUCGCCUGCAACCCGCUGUCAAGCAACUAUCCACCCGGCAGCAGCUUAUCGAUCUCAUCCUAAAGCAGUACGGGAGCAUGAGUGAGACCGUCGCUGUGGCAUUGCUGAGCUCGGGCCAACUCACUGAGUUCGCUGCCUUCAGCAGCAUGGCUGGCAAGUGGAAGGGACGCUUCCUGUUUGUGAAUGCUGUUGGUGAUCUCCUGACCUAUUUACUUGAAAAGCACAAUGCUCGAGUCCCCGCUUUGCUGCUCCUUAAGCCCCGUGAUCUGGCUGAGCCUGCAAAGCUGAUGCCAGGAAAGUUCACCGAGGACAACAUGAAAACGUUCUUCAAGCAGGGAACCCAGCCAAGAAUGGGUCAGCUCACUCCGGCCAAUGCAGGUCGCCUGCUAGAUGAAGGCAAGACACUAUUUGUCUACAUUGGUCAACUCGAGUCACCCAAGGCAAACGCAAGCACACCACAGACACAGAAGCAGCCAUACUGGGCGAAGCUCUUGCAAUCACUGAAGGCGGUUGCAUUGGAGCCGGAGUUUGAGGCCCAUUAUUGCUUCGUCUGGCUCUCCAAGAGCACACCUGGGCUGGAUGAGAUACAACGCAGUCUGAACAUAGGUCUUGAGGAUGCAAGUGCCACAUUGAUCAGCAUGAAGGCAGAAUCAGCAUUUGAAUUUUCCGGCUCUCCAAGUAAGAAAGCAAUCCGCGACUUUCUCACAAGCUUUGAUGAGGGCCGAGCCUACCCAACUGGACAUAUGUUAAAAUCCGACUGGAAGCCAAGAGGCAAAGCAACAGAUUUCCUCAGCAAAUCCAAACUCCUGCCAUUCUGGAAGACAACUGAUGCAAGCAGCAGGAGCAUCAAGGACGAUGAAACGAUCAGCGAGUCUAAUAUACAGCGCAGCCGAAUCCGAGUCGCAUCUCCGGACGAUGAAGACUUGGAGGCGGAUGAAAUUGAAGACCUCCCCACAGAUCGGGACGUGAACACAGCACCGCACAAAACUGUAUCCAAGCAGCGCGAUGAGCUGUGACAGAAAGUUGAUGCUACACAAUAUGUUUACUAGUUAAUACCCUGAGCUACAGAAUAAACCUUGAGUCCCAAUCCCCCCCCUCCCAAUGGAUAUGCACUAUUUUAAAAAAAUAUACCACUCUGUUUCAAGAGUGAAAUUGGAAUUGGAAUGCACCAUUUUCUGCAUUGCUUACUUCAUCACCAGGUAGGCACGUCUGUCAAGGCUUCCCGCAACGACUUCACAAGUUCCCUGUGCCAAGCUAAACAAAUUGAGCACAAUCAUUUUAUAAAAGCCACUUCAUAGAGCCUUUGGAUUGCUUGUAAUACUAUUAAGAGUAGAAUGCACUCCCAGCAUAUUUACUCUUACCGGUAAUGAUUAUUAUGUGCACGUGUGCGUCUGUACCAGUAUGUGCAUAUCAAGUUGUCUCCUUGCAAGAGCACUGAAGUGCAGUGGAAAACAAGGUACACUGUCCACCAUUGCUUUUAAAUUCCAGCGUUGCAGGGGGAAAUCUAUACA